AUGGAUAACGAUAAGAAACAUGUUGAUAAACGUGCUGAGUGGCUCCAAACGGAACAAUCUUCUGCUGCUGGUGACGUUUUUGGAGAGCCGCAAAAGACUCCUAGAAUUGGAGACGAAUACCAGGCUCAAAUCCCUUCUUUAAUGAAAGAAAGCGAGCUAUUACAAUCAGGGUUACCAGUGUGUCAUGAUGCCAAAACCGAUGUGCAAAACCAGUUUGAAUUUGGUCUGUCAAUUCCCAUCAUUUGGGUAUCUGGUCUUUUAGGUUCUGGAAAUGACACUGAUUUGCUUCCCGUUCCUGGUUCAUCAGGUGAAUCUUGGAACGUUAUUGAACAUGAUAGUUUUCUUCUUGGUUUAUAUAUAUUUGGCAAGAAUCUUCGUAUUGUGAACAAAUUUGUUGGAAAUAAAGGAAUGCCAAAUGUAUUGUCUUACUACUAUGGAAAGUUUUAUAGAAGUGGUGAACACCAAAAAUGGUCAACGUAUCGAAAGAAAAGAAGUAGGAAGUCUGUUCCUGGAAAAAAGAUUUUCAACGGGUGGAGACGACAAGAGCUAUUAUCUCGCUUACUUCCUAAUGUCACAGAUGAAUGCAAAACCAGUUUGACACAGAUGACUAGAACAUUCGAGGAGGGAAAUCUUUCGUUUGAGAAGUACGUUCUCACUCUAAGGGAUACAGUCGGCAUCAAUCUUCUAGUAGAAGCCAUAGGAAUUGGCAAAGAAAAGCGAGAUCUUCUUACUAGCAGGGCCAAGAAACCAUUGAAGAACAAGAAGCUUCAUGCUGCAUGCUCCUCUUUAGAAACAGAAGAAAUUCUCAAUCUUUUGAAGGAUGGCAUUGGAUUAAGCAAAGAAAGAUUAAACGAUCUCUUCUGGGAAGCUGUUUGGCCUCGUCUUUUGGCAAGAGGAUGGCACUCAGAACAGCCAAGAAACUAUCUUUUCCAAAAAUCGAAGCAUUCUUUGGUGUUUCUUGCACCCGGGGUCGAAAAGUUUUCUAGGAGGAGUCUGGAAAGAGGAAGUCAAUAUUUCGAUUCAUUCACUGAUGUCUUGCAUAAAGUUGCAUCAGAACCGCAGCUUCUUGACCGCCAACCAGACCAGGACCAGGUGRUGCACCAGUGUGCGAAACAGGGCUCAGAUGAUAAACAAGAUUUGAUGAAAUACACGAUCGUGGAUACCAGUUUGGUCGGGGCUGUUAAAGUGAAAGAACUCAGAAGUUUGCCUGUUUUUGAACCUGCCGAUAUACAAGCGUCGUCUAGUGUUUCUGGAGACAACGAACCAGAAACAGCAGAAGAAUCUCGAAACAAAGAUGCGAAUCAUGGUGGUGUCGAUUCACCGGAUUCUGAAACCAUGGUGAACCAUCUUGUUCCAGUGGUUUCAAGAAUUGAAGAUAAGAAGAUGGAUAUUUCUACCAAUGGGCAAUCAGUAAGAAAACUGAAGUUGAUAUUCAAACCGAAAGCAAAACGGCUCCGGUUUACUAAUCUAGCAGAGCCYAUCUUAGAAAAUUCCAAGCCAAUGAAUACUAGAAAUGAAAACUCRAAUGGUGAAGAUGAAGCAACAGAGAAGAAGCGUAAAAGUAUAGUGAUAGACUUGAACAACCCUCGAGUGGCUCCAGGUUUGGAUGGUGAUGGCUCGUUGCUUUCUACUAAACCAUCGGUUUCUUCUGAACCAACAUCGAAUCAUGGUGCGAACACAGAUCAGUAUCCRGUUACAAAUGGUCAAAGACAGAGUACAAGAAACCGUCCAUUGACCACAAAAGCUUUAGAAGCUCUUGCUAAUGGAUUCUUGAACCCGAAAAAGAAGAGGAGAGGGUUGGAGGAGAGGAGCCGGAGGCGGGUUCGUGCUAAAACGGCUCUUGUCUCGAGCUGUGGUGCACGGUUUAUCGAAAACCGGGUGGAAGGAGUCUUUAGUGGUAGUUCCCAUAUGGUCAGUGAGUCUCCAAAAUGAGACGAAAUGGAGUCUUUAGGGUUUGAUUUGAAGCUAAAACAGCUAGUUUGGUGUCAAAWGGUUGUUUCUUCUAGAGUUGUAGGUGUAGGUUUUCUUGCUUGGUUUCAAUCUGAACUCGGUGACAUGGUCAUGAGUUUGAGUUUUAUAUGAACCUUUUGA
Cynara cardunculus var. scolymus (artichoke) is the source of this 2091-nucleotide messenger RNA. RefSeq lists its product as uncharacterized. The transcript is spliced from 2 exons. Gene Ontology annotation, molecular function: transcription corepressor activity. Gene Ontology annotation, cellular component: nucleus. Lineage: Eukaryota; Viridiplantae; Streptophyta; Magnoliopsida; Asterales; Asteraceae. Bases 1 to 1932 code for a protein of 643 amino acids. The record is from RefSeq and is a predicted model, not a curated record.